Messenger RNA from Oldenlandia corymbosa var. corymbosa, 231 nucleotides. NCBI's taxonomy places the organism in Eukaryota, Viridiplantae, Streptophyta, Magnoliopsida, Gentianales, Rubiaceae. The record is from the annotation of a GenBank genome assembly.
AUGGCGGAGCACGAUAGGCCCUUGCCAAAGUUUGGUGAAUGGGAUGUCAAUGAUCCAGCUUCAGCUGAGGGUUUCACUGUGAUCUUCAACAAAGCUAGGAAUGAGAAAAAAACAGGUGGAAAAACUGACUCACCAAGAAAAACUGGCUCAGCAUACAAGCACGAAGCAACUCUCGGGAAACCUCAAUCUAAAAGGUGGCUUUGUUGUGUGCAGUCCGGUGCCACAGAUUGA